Betta splendens (Siamese fighting fish) is the source of this 6815-nucleotide messenger RNA. RefSeq names its product IQ motif and Sec7 domain ArfGEF 3a (gene iqsec3a). Gene Ontology annotation, molecular function: protein binding; guanyl-nucleotide exchange factor activity. The record is from RefSeq and is a predicted model, not a curated record. Bases 210 to 4484 code for a protein of 1424 amino acids. The transcript has 14 exons. Lineage: Eukaryota; Metazoa; Chordata; Actinopteri; Anabantiformes; Osphronemidae. Gene Ontology annotation, biological process: regulation of ARF protein signal transduction; actin cytoskeleton organization.
GUGUGCGUGUGUGUGUGUGUGUGUGCGUGUGUGUGUGACUGAGGGAGAGAGAAACUACCCAACCCCAACAGAGCGUAGACGCGUCAGACGGCAGCCAGAGUAUCCCGGUUACGCACCGUGCAGAGGCCCCGUCGUCGGAUCGUGGAGCUCGAAACCAGCUGAGGAGGAAGUGAACAUCGCCUGGCACACGGCCACAGCUACCGUCAGUGAUGGAGAGCCUGCUGGAUAAUCCAAUGAAAGCCGUUCUUUACCUGAAGGAGCUCACCACGAUCGUCCAGAACCAGCAAAGCCUGAUCCAGACGCAGCGCCAACGCAUCGACGAACUCGAGCGAAAGGUGGAGGAUCUGAUCGGCGAGAACCGGCAGCUGCGGGAUCCUCAUCACUACGUCCAGCAGCCGGCUCAGCACCACCACCACCACCACCACCACCCGACCCACCGCAGCGCCAGCCCCCAAGCGCCGACCAACCUCCAUCAGCACGCGGGGAGCACCAAAGCCGCCGCUCACCUCGGCCAGCAGGCGCAGCAGCACCCGCCGCCGCCUCAGCAGCAGCAGCAGCAGCAGCAGCUUCAGCAUCAGCAUCAGCAUCAGCAUCAGCAUCAGCAUCAGCAUCAGCAGCAGAUUCCCGGCGUGUCGGCCCAGCCUCAGCAGCACCCGGCCCCGCCUGCGACGUCCUCCCACCACCCGCAGCAGCUGCAGCUCGUUCCCACCUCCCCCCAGUCGCCCAAGACGAGCCAAGCCAGCCCGGACUCCGCGGAGGAGGACAAGAGGAGCCCCUGCUGCAAGUCGCUGGUUCCGCAGACUCCCACUGCUCUGUGCCGCUCAGUCGGACUGGCCAGAAAAGCCGAGAACCCAACAGUCCUCCACCAGUUCUGCUGCCCGGCCCCAGAGGCCCCCGAGGCGGAGACCAGUACCGCCUGUGUCCCCAGCGAUGACCUUUCUCCAGACCUGUCAAUUGGGGAAGGGAAGGGAGGAGGAGAGGGGGAGCUGCAGAGUGAGGCCCAGUCACAGCCAGAACCAGAACCUCAGCAACAGCAGCAAGAGACUCAGCCACAGACUCAACCGCCACAGCCUCAAUAUGAGCCCCAACCACAGGUUGAGCCUCAACCGCAGCCCGAAGCCAAACCUCAGCCAGAACCGGAGCCCAAACCCUGGGCCGCACCAGAACCGGAGCCCGAGCCCGAGCCCGAGCCCCAGCCUCAGCCUCAGCCUCAGCCCAAAGCUGAGCCACCGAGCGAGGGAGCACCACAGGCGGCACCCGAAGCGCCUUCGCCUUGCAGGGAGGAGCACGCCGAAGAGUCAGAAGAGGUCGCGGAGUCCAAGACGGGGCAAGACGGAGAGCAGGCGGAGCGGCGCGAGGGCGAGGCGGUGCAGGGAGAAGAGGAGGAGGAAGGGGGAGGAGCAAAAGGAGGUGGGGUGGGGAGGAGAGCCAGCCUGCACCACACGGCCUCACCUUUGCGGGUGCAGCGCAACGGGGCCGGCUCGCACUCCGCCACCUCCGACUAUGAGCUGUCGCUCGACCUCAAAAAUAAGCAGAUCGAAAUGUUAGAGCACAAAUACGGCGGCCACCUCAUCUCCCGCCGCGCAGCCUGCAAGAUCCAGACCGCCUUCCGCCAGUACCAGCUCAGCAAGAACUUCGAGAAGAUCCGCAAUUCCCUGCUGGAGAGUCGGCUGCCCCGGCGCAUCUCCCUGCGCAAGGUCCGCGUCCAGAACACGGAGGGCUUCUCCGCUGAACGGGCCCUGGCUGAAGGCUGCAACCUGGCGGGCAUCCCACUGGUGCGCUCGCCCUCGCUGCCCGCCACGGUCGGCGGCACCCUGACCGACCUGGAGGACUCCUUCACCGAGCAGGUCCAGUCCCUGGCCAAGUCUAUAGACGAUGCUCUCAGCAACUGGAGCCUGAAGACCAUGUGCUCGUUACAAGAAGGCGGCACUUAUCAGUUCAGCGCCGACUCCUUCAGCGCCGCCGCGGCAGCUGCAGGGGUGGGAGGCGGGGAGGAGGGCGCCGGCGGGGGGGAGGCAACAGUUCACAAAGGCCCCGUGGACCCCAGCGACUUGUCAAGGAGCGCAAGCAAACUGAUGAUGGCCUUUCGAGACGUGACGGUGCAGAUAGACAGCCAGAACUUCCGCGUGUCAUCGUCGGUCAUGGAGUCGUCCACAUCUGUCUCCCUCGGCGGCUGCGUUCAACAAGAGGCCUCCUCCGCUGUCCGAACAACCAACUCCACGCCAGCUUCUGUUACAUUAACCAUCUCACAAGCGCCCCCUCCUCCGCCUCCGGAGAUCCCGGCGCAACCCAUGGAUCCGCCGCCUCCACCCCAGGAACCGCCGCCGCCCCUAGAGACAGACGGAUGCGAGCAGGAUAUUGAAUUCCCUGCUCCUCCUCCGAGCGAAGAAGAGCUUGGAGAGGAGGAGCAGCCCCCCCCUCUGACCCCUCUGGAUAAGAUGGCCGCCCCUCAAUGCCCAGAGGAGAUCGUAGCGGUGGUGCCUCCGCCCACAGAAGCCUCUCACGCUCCUCCACCGCCAGAGGUGGUGCCGCCCGGGACCCCUUCGGUGGUGGUGCCCCUGGAGGUGAAGCGAUGUGGCUCGGAGACGGCAGACAACAGCUCCGAACAGAUGAGCAGCAGCAGCACGUCGACCGAGGCGCGCUCCACGUCCGAAGCCUCGUCCAAGGAGGCGCUGCAGGCCAUGAUCCUCAGCCUGCCACGCUACCACUGUGAGAAUCCUGCCAGCUGCAAAUCGCCCACGCUGUCGACUGAUGUCAUGCGAAAGCGACUCUAUCGCAUUGGCCUCAACCUCUUCAAUGUGAACCCUGACAAGGGCCUCCAGUUCCUGAUCUCGCGCGGCUUCAUUCCCGACACGCCCAUCGGCGUGGCCCACUUCCUGCUGCAGCGCAAGGGCCUGAGCCGGCAGAUGAUCGGAGAGUUCCUCGGCAACAGCAAGAAGCCCUUCAACCGAGACGUCCUGGACUGUGUGGUGGAUGAGAUGGACUUCUCAGGUAUGGAGCUGGACGAGGCUCUGAGGAAAUUCCAGGCCCACAUUCGAGUCCAGGGAGAGGCCCAGAAGGUGGAACGUCUCAUCGAGGCCUUCAGCCAGCGCUACUGCAUGUGCAACCCGGAUGUGGUGCAGCAGUUCCACAACCCGGACACCAUCUUCAUCCUGGCGUUCGCCAUCAUCCUGCUCAACACCGACAUGUACAGCCCCAACAUCAAGCCCGACCGCAAGAUGCUGCUGGAGGACUUCAUACGCAACCUGCGAGGUGUGGACGACGGAGCCGACAUCCCCAGGGACAUGGUGGUCGGCAUCUACGAGAGGAUACAGCAGCGGGAGCUGCGCUCCAACGAGGACCACGUCACCUACGUCUCCAAGGUGGAGCAGUCCAUCGUGGGCAUGAAAACGGUUCUGUCUGUUCCUCACAGAAGACUGGUUUGCUGUAGUCGCCUUUUCGAGGUGACGGAUGUCAACAAGGCCCAGAAGCAGGCAGCUCACCAGAGAGAAGUCUUCCUCUUCAACGACCUCAUCGUGAUCUUAAAGCUUUGUCCAAAGAAGAAGAGCUCCGCCGCCUAUACGUUCUGCAAGGCGAUGGGUCUGCUCGGCAUGCAGUUCCACCUGUUUGAGAAUGAAUACUACCCCCACGGCAUCACCAUCCUCUCACCGUUCGGCUCGGACAAGAAGCAGGUGCUGCACUUCUGCGCGCAAAGCGCCGAGGAGCUGCUCAAGUUCGUGGAAGACCUGAAGGAAUCCAUCGCAGAGGUGUCAGAGAUGGAGCAGAUACGCAUCGAGUGGGAGCUGGAGAAGCAGCAGGGGGCCAAGACGCACUCGGUAAAGAACAACGGCACGCAGUUAGAGCUGCGAGGCAAGCAGGGGUCCCCAUCAGGUAACAAGGAUGUAGACGACAGAAGCGGACACGGUGCUGUGGAGGUGUCAAUUCACAACAGGCUUCAGACGUACCAGCUCAGCAGCAGCAGCAGCAGCAGCGCGGCUCAGAGUCCCGAGAGCGCGGCCCUUCUUAACCAGCGGGGGGAGCCGCCGCUCCAGCAGGCGGCUCCGCCUCCGCGCCCGCAGCUGCACUCGGCGGCGAGCACCCCCGCCCACCACCUCCGCCUCCAGCCGCACCCCCAGCCCGCCGUCAGCAUGGCCGAGCUGCGGCCCGACACGCUCAUCCAGUGUCAGCAGAUCGUCAAGGUCAUCAUGCUGGACAACAGCGGCCACGGGCGCGUGGAGGCCUUCCUCAGCCAGACGCCCACCCACCACCACCACCACCACCACCACCACCUUCACCACCAGCAUCACCACCACAGCCUCCACCAGCUCAGUCAGUCGGCCAUGUCCACCCCGGUGCGCUCGCCGGACGGCUCCCAUGGCAACGACGGCCACCAGCCUCCGCUGCCUCCCCCGCCUCCGCCUUACAACCACCCGCACCAGUACAUACCACCAGACCCCCGCCUCAGUCUGCACCGGACCCCAAGCGGCUCCCGGAGCAUGGUGUAAAUAGGAGAAUUAGUACUGCUUCCCUUCCAACACACUCGCACACACACGGCCACUCAACCUCACCAGUCUCCACGUAUUUACCAGUACAUAUUGUACAUAGAUGCAUAAACUGAAAGAGCUAUAUUAAAAAAAGUAGAGUCACAUUAAUAUGCACAUAUUUAAAGAAAAGCAGAAAUCAAAAAGAGGUCUCAGAAGAGACAGGAACAAAGUGCAUAUAUAAAGAUUUACUUGAUUCCACAUGUAUUUUGAAAUAUUGUAGUUUUAACAAAUUUCUAUACAUUUUGUCAGUUUUAACUCCUGCUAGACAAAACUCAUGGAUUCCACGCGUGAAUCCCUCAGACUUUACUUCCUGUUGGGUUGUUUUUUUUUCAGUUUUGCUACGGGAUGGACGCGUCCUCUGCUUCGUCUUGCUUUCACGGUCCCAGACCUCAUGCCUAUCGUGCUGUACGUGCGCAUGCGUGCAUAGCUGAGAAAAGAGAAAAAAAAAAACCUGUGCCAAAAUACAUGCGCCUCCACUCAACAAUGACUUCUUUGCACUUGACUAAACGCUAGGGCUAGAUGAAAAGGAAAGAACCCUCCCGCUUUGAGAUAAUAGUCCUUCUCCCAGAAGGAGCGUAGAAAAUAAGGACCAAAACUGCUCUUUAAUAAAAAGCUCUUUCCCCAUUUGCACCGUUGCUGAUUUCUUUGUGUGAUGGGAGCCUCCUCUCUCAUCCUCCACUCCUCCGGAUUAAAAGCAGCAUCCUGAGAUAGCGCUGUCAUCUGCGCCUCGUCGUGUUGUGGCUCUCGACGCCCAUCGCUCUUCAGAGAAACACCAAACAGACGCAGGACUUUCCCGCUUCGCAGGAACUGUCCACUUUUCUAAACCCGGUUCAGUUCACGUGUAACACGCUGUGUGUGCAACCGUUCAGGAAAGCUCCGUCGCUUUUCAGGGAGGUGUGAACUACCAUGAAGACGCUUCUGCUGCAGCUGUUAAAGGUCACGAUCUGUGUUUAGUUUCAUUUCCAGUUCUGUUUCUUCCCGUCGGUGGAGAAAUGCCGGGUGGAGACCACCCACAAGCGCCCAGACACCGUCCCGUCUCUUUUAUGUUGGUGUUUUACGUUUGUUUUGUGUUUCGUCUCCUUGUGACGGGUUCCUCCUCCCUGUUAACCUUUCAGUGUGACAUUUUCCACCAGACAAACAAACCCGCGCGCAGCCUCUUGCAAAUGGUGGCGUUGAUGGUAUCGCCGCGCGCCGCUGGCGGCUCGGCUUUAAAUAAGAGCAGGACGGACGGGAGGCAUUAUCUGAUCUUUUCCUUUCACUCGAGCCAAGAUUGUAAAUAUCACAUUCAAGCAGUGUCGGAACGGACGAGCAAGCGACCUUUAACCCCUCCAAAAUGCUAGCGCCCCCGUCACGCGUUUCUCAUUAUGAGACAGGUCAGCGGCCGCCACCGCCUCUCGAACGCGAGGACGCUCGUUUAGCCGCGCUCCCAUCUGGCCUCCAUGUCUGAUACGAUGACUUCUCAUCACAGACCCGUCCUUUUGCACAGAGGGUGCAGGUUGUUGAGGUGACCUUCCUGACCUAAGGAGCCCAACCAUUUUAAUGUUUUUACUGGCUGCGAACCUUCGAAGGUUGUGCGAUACAUUUUAGCACAAGAGUUUUAAUAUUGACCCCUGGGACGAUUUGUCCACUUUAACGCGGCUGGUUUUUAUGCAUGGCAUCAGCUCGGAGGCCUCCUGAACCUGGACCCUUAAACCCGGUGAAUUGUCUUUGCAUGUUUGUGAGCAGAUGAAGAUUUGAAUUUUUGUUAUGCUGGAAAUGAUGCUUUGAAGAAAAUAAAGAUGUGUACUAGCGAAUGCCCCUCCUCCGCUGAGGCGGACAUGCUCGAGCCCAAUUCUGCCAAAACGAGGCCAGUUUUGCCCCCCUCGUCUUUCUCCGCCCUCCGUUUAUGGUUUCACAGCUUUUCCUGACGAAGCGUUUAAGCAUCUUUUUAAAAUGCCCCUGCCGUGCGUGCAGAAACACACGAUCGGAGGCAGGUGUGCGACCAAUGUAGCAUUUCUGGAGUGUAGCGUGUGGACGCGCAGUGGCUGACCUUCACAAAGAAACUGACAAAAGGGCUCCGCUUCACCAGUGCACUGCUUCGCGAGCGGCGUGGAUGUCGUCUGGCUUUUUAAACACUGUGUUUGCUCAUACUAGUUUAAAAAAAUGACAAAAAGUGAGCGGACUUAGCGUCAGACAGGUGGAAAGACACUGUUUGAACCAUCACCUCCCUGAGUUGGCUUUGAUUCCUUCUCUACCUGUCUUUGCAGUAUAUCUACAUGCUAUUAAAGAUGAUUUAAGUCUAUUCACCACAAA